This is a messenger RNA of Punica granatum (pomegranate), 4715 nucleotides long. The record is from RefSeq and is a predicted model, not a curated record. Lineage: Eukaryota; Viridiplantae; Streptophyta; Magnoliopsida; Myrtales; Lythraceae.
AAACGUUCAGAUCCGGAGAGCCAAGUCUACGUUCAAUGCGGCAUUUUUUAGAGAGAGAAACAGAGAAACAGAGAAACAGAGGGGAGAGAGAGAGAGAGAUGCAAAUUAAAGAGGCGAAUGUUCACAGACUCCCACGUCGUCUUCUUCCUCUCCUCCCUCGCUCGGGGCGGGCUGGAGUAGUAGCUAUUUAUAUGUCUCGGCCCUUGUUUCCCGGUACUCUGUUCUGUUCCUUCCUCUAAGCUUCAGCUCCUCCUCCUCUGUUCUUGUUCUUAUUCUUCUUCUUCUUCUUCUUCUUCUUCUCUGGGCCUGCUGUGACAUUUCUUGCCGACGGAGAUUACAUCGCAGACAGAGACCCUCUUCCCGCUACAUCAGUUUUCGGAGAACCCACAGUUGGGUUCUUGUUGGGCCGCCCCUUGCGUGCCCCUCUGUCGCUUCUCUUGCCUCCUUGUCCACUCUGUUCUCGUUCUGCCUUAAGAAGAAGACUUCGAGCCAGUUCCCUCUCUUCAUCGCAGUAAUCAUUCAUUCAUUAUUAUUUGGAGCUUUUGUUGGGGUCUUAGCUCGAGGCCUGCUUUGGGCGUUGGUGGUGUCUUGUCUCUGUCCCAGAGACCAGAGCCACUGACAGGCUCAAUUGACUGGAAUCCUUGUUUCUCUGUGGGGUCUUUGCUGUGAUGAGGCUCUCCUCCACUGCGCUCACAGCUGCAUUUUUUCAGUGAACAAUCAUCUGGGCAGGAACAAGAAUUUGAUCUUUUUCUCGUCGACUGUCUCUUUCUUGGAAAAGAGUCUGCUCAGCUGUCUGCAGCUAACUCAAGAUUCGAGAAUGCCAGGGGGCAGAAGGAGAAAGCUGCGUCUUAGCAAGAUCUACUCAUUCAGGUGUGGGAGAUCGUCCUUCAAGGAGGACCAUUCGCAGAUUGGUGGACCCGGGUUCUCACGGGUCGUCUAUUGCAACGAACCCGAUUGCUUCGAGUCCGGCGUUAGGAACUAUAGGACUAACUACGUUCGGACGACAAAGUACACCGUUGCUACUUUCUUGCCGAAGUCACUGUUUGAGCAGUUCAGGAGGGUGGCCAAUUUCUACUUUCUCGUCACUGGUGUUCUCGCCUUCACUCCUCUAGCUCCUUACACUGCUGUCAGUGCAAUCGUCCCUCUCAUCAUUAUCGUCGGAGCGACCAUGGUUAAAGAAGGCAUUGAGGAUUGGCGGCGGAAACAGCAGGAUAUUGAGGUUAACAGAAGAAAGGUCAAAUUUCACAAAAGUGGCGGGGUUUUCGACUGUACGGAGUGGAAGAAUUUGAAAGUUGGAGAGAUAGUGAAGGUAAACAAGGACGAAUUCUUCCCUGCAGACCUUCUCUUGCUCUCAUCCAGUUAUGACGAUGCGAUUUGCUAUGUGGAGACCAUGAACCUCGAUGGUGAAACCAACUUAAAAGUGAAACAAGGACUGGAGGCAACAUCGAGUUUGCAUACUGAUUCGAGCUUUCAAGACUUCAAGGCACUCGUUAAAUGUGAAGACCCGAAUGCCAACUUGUAUUCUUUUGUUGGGAGCAUGGAGUUUCAAGAUAAUCAAUACCCGCUCUCACCUCAGCAGCUCCUCCUUCGAGACUCAAAACUUCGAAACACAGACUACAUAUUUGGGGCGGUUAUCUUUACUGGUCAUGACACGAAGGUAAUGCAGAACUCAACUGACCCGCCCUCAAAGAGGAGUAAGAUUGAGAAGAAGAUGGACCUCAUUAUCUACGUCUUGUUCCUGAUCUUGUUCUCAAUGUCUUUUAUUGGAUCCAUUCUCUUUGGCAUUUGGACUAAAGAAGAUUACCACAAUGGCAAAAUGAAGAGAUGGUAUCUUAGGCCCGACAGUUCAACAGUUUUCUUUGAUCCUGGAAGAGCUCCGAUGGCAGCAGUAUAUCACUUCCUCACUGGGCUGAUGCUUUUUAAUUACUUCAUCCCAAUCUCAUUAUAUGUAUCAAUAGAGGUUGUAAAAGUUCUUCAGACCAUCUUCAUCAAUCAAGACAUUCUCAUGUACUAUGAAGAAACUGAUCGUCCUGCUCAUGCUCGAACCUCGAAUUUGAAUGAGGAACUUGGUCAGGUUGAUACGAUACUUUCUGAUAAGACGGGAACUUUAACAUGCAAUUCUAUGGAGUUUGUUAAGUGUUCUAUCGGGGGGACCGCCUAUGGGUGUGCAGUCACAGAGGUUGAGAGGACUCUGGAGCGAAGGAAAUCUUAUGGAUACAAUCACACUGAGCAUUCAAAUGAGACUAAAUCGUCGCCCAUUAAGGGCUACAAUUUUAAUGAUGAGAGGAUCGAGAAUGCCAAUUGGGUGAAAGAGGAACACUCGGACGUGAUUCAGAAAUUCUUCCGUUUACUGGCACUUUGUCACACAGCCAUUCCCGAAGUGGAUGAUGAAACUGGGAAAAUCUUAUAUGAAGCUGAGUCACCAGACGAGGCUUCUUUCGUGAUUGCAGCAAGAAAGCUCGGGUUCGAGUUUUAUAAGAGGACCCAGACGAGCAUCUCAUUGCAUGAGCUAGAUCCUGCCUCUGGUCAGAAAGUAGAAAGGGUCUAUCAGCUAUUAGAUGUCCUAGAAUUCAACAGUUCAAGAAAGAGGAUGUCUGUGAUAGUGAGGGACGAGGAAGGAAAGCUACUUAUAUUUAGCAAAGGAGCCGACAGUGUAAUGUUUGAAAGGCUUGCUAAAAGCGGUAGGGAGUUUGAAGAGGAUACACGGGUACAUGUGCAUGGAUAUGCAGAUGCAGGUCUGAGGACCCUCAUACUUGCUUGUCGAGAACUCGAUGAGGAAGAAUACAGAAAUUUCAGCAAGAAACUGAACGAGGCCAAGAACUCGGUAUCUGCUGAUCGCGACACACUUGUCGAUGGGGUGACAGAGGAAAUUGAGAAGGAUCUGAUUCUUCUUGGCGCCACUGCUGUUGAGGAUAAACUGCAGAAUGGGGUUUCCGAUUGCAUUGACAAGCUUGCACAAGCUGGAAUCAAAAUAUGGGUUUUGACCGGAGACAAGAUGGAGACUGCAAUCAAUAUUGGGUUUGCUUGUAGCCUUCUUAGGCAAGGGAUGAAGCAGAUUAUAAUCACUUUAGAGACUCCAGAAAUAAAAGCACUGGAGAAGGCAGGAGACAAGUCUGCAAUAACAAAGGCUUUCAAGGAAAGUGUUCAUCAGCAGAUAACAAAAGGGAAGGCCCUCAUUGGUGGAAGCUCGGAGGCAUUUGCUCUGAUCAUCGAUGGGAAAUCGCUCACUUAUGCUCUAGAAGAUGAUAUAAAGGACAGAUUUCUGCAGCUUGCAGUUGGGUGUUCAUCUGUCAUAUGCUGUCGUUCAUCUCCAAAACAGAAGGCAUUGGUUACUAGACUAGUCAAAUCUGGGACGGGGAGAACGACAUUAGCAAUAGGUGAUGGAGCCAAUGAUGUAGGAAUGCUUCAAGAAGCAGAUAUUGGGGUCGGAAUAAGCGGUGUUGAAGGAAUGCAGGCGGUCAUGUCCAGCGAUGUAGCAAUAGCUCAGUUCCGGUACUUGGAGAGGUUGCUCCUCGUGCAUGGGCAUUGGUGUUACCGGAGGAUCUCAUCAAUGAUAUGCUACUUCUUCUACAAGAACAUCGUAUUUGGCUUCUCCCUCUUUUUGUACGAGGCAUAUGCUUCGUUUUCAGGACAGCCCGCCUACAAUGACUGGUACCUGUCACUCUACAAUGUCUUCUUUACCUCACUUCCAGUUCUUGCAUUGGGAAUUUUCGAUCAGGAUGUAUCUGCAAGGUUCUGCCUCAAGUUCCCAAAGUUAUAUCAACAAGGAGUUCAGAACAUCCUCUUCAGCUGGUCCCGAAUCCUCAGUUGGAUGUUCAACGGAUUCUUUAGUGCAGCAAGUGUAUUCUUCCUCUGCACGACAGCGCUGGAGCCCCAGGCCUUCAACCAAGAUGGUCUAGUCGCAGACCGAGGGAUCCUCGGACCCAUAAUGUAUACUUGCAUUGUAUGGAUUGUGAACCUGCAGAUAGCCACGGCCAUCAGCUACUUAACGAUGAUGCAUCACUUGUUCAUAUGGGGCUCGAUCGUCCUCUGGUACCUCUUCCUGUUGGCUUAUGGGGCCAUCUCCCCGACUUCCUCAACCACUGCCUACAAGGUCUUCGUCGAAGCUCUAGCCCCGACUCCUAUCUUCUGGGUUGUCAUCCCUUUCGUGGUCAUCACGACCUUGAUCCCAUACUUCGCUUACUCGGCCAUUCAGAUGCGGUUCUUCCCGAUGUAUCAUGAGAUCAUACAGUGGAUACGGCAUGAGGAAAAAUCGCACAAUCCUCAGUCGGGUGACAUGGUCAGGCCCACAGACUGUCUACCUUCAAGGUCCCACCGCGUAACAUAAGUACCGCAGUCUCAGAUGAACUCGUCUUUCUCCUGUCUUUCCAACUCCGAAAUUCGGGAUUCUGGCCGUGCAGGUGCAGUCAUAGUAGGAUAGAAUGUAAAGUAACGUAGAAAAAUGGCAAUUUUUUUAGCUCCCCCUUAAUGAUGAAAAAAAAUAACGGUGUAGGGUACAUCUGAUAUUUAGCAUAUACUGUGUAGUUUCAAGUUUUAGGUAUCAUAGGCUUCACUUGUAAAGUAUUACGGCUACAGGUUUUUGUGUCAUUUCCAAGUUUUUGAAGAAAAUUAAAGGGGGGAGAUUUAGGAAGAUCUUCAUUGUUGAUUGUAUUCAAAAAAUUGCUGUAUGUCUUGAUAAUUUAAGAGGAGGACAUCUCGUCGUCUGGAUUUAGAUU